AUGGUGACACGUGUAGAGGAGGAUUUUCUCCAGCGGGGGGCUGGCUAUGGGGAGAAGAACAGAGGCGGGGUGAGGCUGUGCUGGUUUGUUGAUUUUCGGAGAAGGUGGGUCUCACUUGAAGCUAAGCUAGCACGGAUUAGGAAUUUGGGAGGAGGCUCUCCAUUCUCCGGUGGCGGCUACAGUAACGGCUACUCCCACCAUCCCACGACGGAGAAGCCCCACCGGCAACGGAGGGGUGGACGCCGUCCCCGUGACGGCAGGGACGGCGGCGCAGGGGGCGGUGGCUGGGCUAGGGCUUCAGAGCCUGAGAGGCGGCCUUGUACGGACUUCGAUAAGGCAUACUUUCAAUCGUAUUCUCACGUCGGCAUUCACGAGGAGAUGAUCAAGGACCGUGUGCGGACUGAAACAUAUAAGGCAGCAAUCACACAGCAUCAGAAUUCUAUUGCUGGCAAAGUUGUAGUGGAUGUUGGCUGUGGCACAGGCAUUCUUUCCAUAUUUUGUGCUCAAGUUGGUGCAAAAAGAGUAUAUGCUGUGGAUGCAAGUGAGAUUGCGAUUCAGGCAAGUGCAGUUGUCAAAGCAAAUAACCUAUCUGACACGGUCAUUGUUUUGCAUGGACGAGUUGAGGAUGUUGAAAUUGAUGAAGGGGUUGAUGUUAUAAUUUCAGAGUGGAUGGGUUACAUGCUGCUGUAUGAGAGCAUGCUGGAAAGUGUCAUUACCGCUCGAGAUCGCUGGCUAAAACCUGGAGGUCUUAUUCUUCCUUCAAGUGCAACGUUGUACAUGGCACCUGUCACACACACUGACAGAUACAGAGACAGCAUUGAUUUCUGGCGCAAUGUAUAUGGAAUUGAUAUGUCUGCCAUGCUGGCAUUAGCAAAACAGUGUGCAUUUGAAGAGCCGUCUGUAGAGACAAUAUCGGGUGAAAAUGUAUUAACAUGGCCACAUGUGGUAAAGCAGGUAGAUUGCUAUGCGGUCACGAUUGAUGAGCUAAAAUCUGUUGCAACAAGAUAUAGGUUUAAAUCAAUGAUGCGAGCUCCACUGCAUGGGUUUGCUUUCUGGUUUGACGUUGAAUUCAAUGGGCCUGCAAUUUUUCCUACCAGUACUGAUUCUCCAUCCUUGUUUAUUGGAUCUUCAAGCAAUAAUCCUGUAGAUGGUAGUCAGAGAAAGAAACGGUCAAACCCCAAUGAAGCCCUUGUGCUGUCCACAGCACCUGAGGAUCCUCCAACACAUUGGCAACAGACACUGAUAUACUUAUACGAACCAGUGGACCUGGAGCAAGACCAACUCAUCGAAGGCUCUGUAACCCUAUCACAAAGCAAAGAAAACCCUCGAUUCAUGAAUAUACGCCUUGAAUAUGCUGCUGGGGGCCGAGCAUUUGUAAAAGAGUCAGUGAUGCGAUGAUCCUUGUGUGAAUUUGCCCCAGUGUUUUCUGUUUCAGCUUCAUAAAAUGAAGCACCAUGAUGAGCUUUUCCUGCGCUCUGCAAUCCUUGUAGAAUCUACUUCUUCUACUGAACUCUCCCAGGUGACAAUUUCUGAGGGUGGACUUGUGGAAUUUCACCACAUUCAUCUUACAGGGCCUUGGUAAGAUGAGGUUAUUGAUUCUGCUAAUCACAUAUACAAAUAUAAGUAGCACACAGGUGAAUCAAUUUAGAAAAAUUUUGUCAUUAACACCCAUCGCCAGUUCUUAAAUCUGUUGUUAUGAUGUUGUUUGUUUAGGACAUGUUUAGAUUGUGAUGUUGUACUAAUCAAACUAUUACACCUGUGAUUUGUUUGGAAAACAGUAAGGAAAUUGAAGAUACAUGACUUUUCAUCUACUCAAACUUGUGAAUUUACUUGUCAUUGAGGAUGGAUUGUAUGAAUAUUUGAGUGCUGAUGAAGUGGUUGUUCUUGGCUUUUCUUGAGAAACGAACAACUCUUUACUAUUCUGGUUCUUUUGGGUGGAUAGGGUCAAAGUUAAACUGGUUCAGAAUCUGAUGAGCUGGGGUUUGGGGUACCGCUCAACUGCUGGUGCAGCAGGCAGGUUGGUGGCUUCGUGGUAUAAUUGUCCCAGAUUGUGCCCCUUGAACAUCGUGCUACCCGAAAUCGGGCCAAUGAGCUUCUUUUUCUUUUGAGAUUUUUCUAUGGUAUUGAAAAGUUACUUACCUAUAUUUCUAGUGUUGCCUUUUAGUGAUUUACAGAAAAAUGCACGCAAUUAUAGAUCACCACAUUAUCAAAGAAAGGUCUGAUUACCUUAUUACAGGUUGAGAAUGUUGGUGUUGUUUUAUAUCUAGGUCUCAUUUCUUUCUUCUUGGUCACAUAUUUCGAAUAUCUUUGCUUUGUAUCUUAUUCAAUGGUAUCGCUCAGGAUUUUGAUUUUAUUUGACGCUAAAGCCUUCUGGUUUC
Messenger RNA from Vitis vinifera (wine grape), 2378 nucleotides. RefSeq names its product probable protein arginine N-methyltransferase 6. The record is from RefSeq and is a predicted model, not a curated record. Gene Ontology annotation, molecular function: protein-arginine N-methyltransferase activity. Lineage: Eukaryota; Viridiplantae; Streptophyta; Magnoliopsida; Vitales; Vitaceae. Gene Ontology annotation, biological process: peptidyl-arginine methylation. The coding region runs from base 1 to 1398 and encodes 465 amino acids. The transcript is spliced from 15 exons.